AUGUCAAACGAUAAGGGGGGACUCAUCAGACAAUGGGCCCCUGGGCACAGGGCAUCAGUUAAAAAGGCACAGCAGAGACUCCACUUCCUGAGGGUACUCAGUGGGAACAACCUAGAGAAGAAGCUGCUGGUGGCCUUUUACCGGGCAGCCAUCGAGAGCGUUCUGACCUACAACAUCACGGUCUGGUACGCUGGCUGCUCGGCUGUGGACAAGAAAGCUCUGCAGAGGGUAGUGAGGACAGCUCAAAGGAUUAUUGGCUGCUCACUGCCCUCCCUGGAGGACAUCGCCACCUCCUGCUACCUCAGUAGAGCAACAAAAAUCAUAAGGGACCCCUCACAUCCUGGUCACCACCUGUUCCAACUGUUGCCCUCCGGCAGGCGCUACAGGACUGCCAAGGUGAUGAAUGAUCGUGUUGGUCCAGUCUACGUCAUCAACCUUCUCAUUUCCGACCUCAUUCAGUUCUGCGGCAUGAUCUUUGAGAUGGCGCAACCUAAGGACAGGACAGUGAUUGAUACAUUCACGUAUAUUUACGUAUACUGUCUGGUGGCCAGUGUUUGCUUCAUGGUGUGCAUCGCCCUGGAAAGGUAUUUGGUCAUCGCCUGCCCACUGUGGUACCGCUUCAGACGAACCAUCAAGGUCUCUGUGGUGGUGUGUGUCGUGGUCUGGAUCAUUCCUCUUGUCUAUUUCCUGCCUUUCUUUUUCUGGAUUAAUUUUAGGGUCAAACGAGUCAUUUUUGCCAUCCUCCUCCUCCUUCCUCUCCCACUGUUCAUAUUCUUCCUUGGUGGAACCCUCAAAGUCCUGUCUGCUUCCAUCUCUGUCCACUCUGACGAAAAACGACGAAUUGUAGGAAUGUUGGUCCUGGUGUUGCUUAUUUACAUGCUGCUCUUCCUGCCAAGCAUCAGUUGGUCCCUGGUAGCGGGAGCUAAAUUCAACAAAACUUUUAGCAACGUGUCUUUAACAUUUCUCAAGUUAAGUCCUCUUGCAGACUUAUUUCUGUAUGUUUUCAUGAAGAAAGGGACCGUUGACAAGCUGUUGGCUUCUGUGUGUUGUUGCAAAAUGGACAGUGAUGAUAUCAGUAGUUCAAAUUCAAGUUCUUUCAUUCAAGUUUGA
Molecule: messenger RNA, 1110 nt
Organism: Epinephelus lanceolatus (giant grouper)
Lineage: Eukaryota; Metazoa; Chordata; Actinopteri; Perciformes; Serranidae
Source: RefSeq, a predicted model, not a curated record